Marasmius oreades (fairy-ring Marasmius) is the source of this 4737-nucleotide messenger RNA. RefSeq lists its product as uncharacterized. Gene Ontology annotation, cellular component: HOPS complex; late endosome. Lineage: Eukaryota; Fungi; Basidiomycota; Agaricomycetes; Agaricales; Marasmiaceae. The coding region runs from base 82 to 4737 and encodes 1551 amino acids. Gene Ontology annotation, biological process: protein targeting to vacuole; endosomal vesicle fusion. Gene Ontology annotation, molecular function: protein binding. The transcript is spliced from 5 exons. The record is from RefSeq and is a predicted model, not a curated record.
CACAGGCGGGCUCGUUCUCAGAUUCAUAGACGCUUCCGCGGUCAAGCUUUGGGCAGGCUUCCGCCCAGAAACUCCUGAACGAUGACCGAUUCUCCUACCAGGAGUAUCGAAAAGGAUGAUUCAGAAGAAUCAGGAUUUGUCUAUCCUCGACCAGACGACGAUGGCAAUGAACGCGGUGGCCAAGAUGACGAAGAGACCGGUGAUUAUUCGACGCGCAUGAAAGAGUUGUUCUCAGACGAGGAGGAACAUUCAGAAGAAGUUAACGAUUUGGAUAAUGAAGAAGGGUUUCUGUACUCUGGGGUCGACGCAAACGUCUCUGUAGGAUAUCGUGACCGGUUGAGGGACGUCUUGGGACCUGAUCAUGAGGACGAGGAAGAGGAUGACACGGAUGCACAUGAAGUAGAACGGUCUCUUAUUGUCGAUGGUUAUGGGCAGCAACAGUCUGACGAUGAUGAGCCUUUGUCCCAUGAAAUAUCAUCUCAGGACGCCAUGUCCAUCUCUUCUGGUUUUGAAUCUCCCAAGCCAGAUCAUUUGCGACUUGAAUCUUCUGGUCUUGCAAGGCCUUUUCUUCACCCCACCGUUUCUCGUCUACGCUCCUACACACCUCAAGGUUCACCCGUACCAUCCGCAACCUCACAAUCAAACAUCUUCCCCGGAACCUCGUCUCAUUCUCAUUCUCAUUUCUCCUCCAUAUCACGAAUGUCCUCAAUUUCAAAUUUACGCUCGAACACUUCCGAUUCAGUUGAUGGAAAGUUUAAGCAACUCGAGACUGAUGCAUUCCAAUGGACGGAGCUACGGAAUAUCAACCAGCACAUAUAUUCCUCUCAUUCGACAAAGGUCUCCUCGGUACUGGGAGCUGCAUCUGGGUCGCCGACCGUACUUGCUGCCAACGGGCUCAUAUGCAUUGGUACAGACGAGGGGAGGAUAUGUGUUUAUGACUUCAAGCAGACCUUGAAAUGUAUAUGUACGAAUGCCGCAGAGAAGAACAUUGGUGCUGUCACCGCUCUUGCUCUGUCGCACGACCAUACCUAUGUCGCCUCUGGGCAUUCGACUGGCUAUAUACAGUUAUUCGACCUCAAAACUCCACACACUCCUGCACGGGUUGUACCGCCCACUACACUCACCAUUAUUGCUUCAGGACGGAAGGAAGGUCAUAUACAGGGCUCAAGGAUUGUCAAUAUAGGUUUUAUCGCCACGCGACAUACUGCCCUCGUCUCCGCUGAUGAGCAUGGCCUGUCUUUCUACCAUAGUUUAGGCAAGAUUCUCUUUGUCGAAGCCCCGGACAUUCUUCGUAUAUUGGGAAAAUAUCCUCUCGAUGAUGUGUCUCCGAAGAAGCCCAACUCUACCACUGUACCUUCCCGGGCUCAAAAGAAGAUAAAAUAUACCGUUUUAUCUAUGAUGCCACUUCCGCUUGGAACGUCCUCUCACCCGACCGAUGGCUACAGUAUCAUAGCGCUUCUCACGCCUUCCAAGCUUGUCGUGGUCGGUUUAAAACCGACGCCGAAGACGUGGUUUAAAUGUACCCGAAAGACAGAAGCUACGGAUGUUCAGGCGGUUUCACAAUCCAGAUGGAGAGGUACACUGUGUUGGUUUCCUAGUAAAGAUUCGACGUCUGGUACCACUGGAGAGUCCUCGUCAAAAGUGGCCAAUGGAAGGAGUAUCCCAUCCUCCGUUUCCAACCCCUUACUUGCCUAUAGUUGGGGGCGUACGCUCAAGUUUAUUCGAGUGAUUGAAUCCAAAGUGAAGCAAACGGUUCGCAAUCCGAAAACCGGCAAGAUAAGUGAAAUUGAAGUUGGGACGAUUGGGUACGAGGAUGUUGGGGAAAUCGUUUUCGAUGAAGAUUUGCUGGCGUUUCAAUGGCUCAAUGUCAAUCAAGUUGUCGUCUUGACUGCGUCAACCUUGCAGGCCUACGAUCUUUCGCUUUCUAAAGUAAUCGAACACGUCAAGUUUGAUGGUCUCUCUUUGGUGUCUCCCUCCUUGAAAACAACUGUCAGUGGAGCAUCAUAUUCGAGGUCUGUUGGAGAUGUGUCCCAUAGUAUGAGAACCUACAAGGGAAAAAUAUUCCUCUUGGGACGCCAAUCAGUCCAAGUUGGCACCUUUCUGACAUGGGCAGAUAAGAUCUUAGCACUGGUCCAAGAGGGCGAUUUCCUUGGUGCCAUAGAGUUAACACGUUCCUACUUUCUCGGGACUUCCACCGGAAACACAAAUGGGCUUCCUGAAGAUGUGGGUCGGCGUAGGGAAGUGAUUGGCAAGAAACUGCGUGAGCUGAUGACCGCAUCUACUCGAUACGCUUUUUCGGAGGAUCGCAUGACCGACGGAACUCAUUUCACACCGGAUGGUCGAGGAGUUGAUAGAACGUCUCUAUUCGAGAACCUCGUUGGUACCUGUUGUCGUGCUUGCAUCGCCCUCAAUGACUAUGAGUUCCUAUUCGAGGAUCUCUUUCAACAUUACGAUGACUCGGGGAUUACACGAAUAUUUUUAACCCAAUUAGAGACAUUCGUCCUCGACAACGAGAUACGAUAUGUUCCCCCUCGGAUAACCCAACGCCUCGUUGCAAUGCACGACGGAGACAACUUACCUGAACGAGUCGAACGCAUAAUAUGGCAUAUUGACGCUGAGUGUUUGGACAUAAAUCAAGCUAUUUCCCUAUGCCAAACACAUCAUCUAUACGACGCGUUGAUCUAUGUCUACACACGUGCUUUGAGAGACUACGUAGCUCCUGUGGUGGAACUCCUAGGCCUCAUCCGCAGUAUUUAUCAAAUUCGCCGAAGUCGAUCGCAUGAUGCAGAACUGGAGCCUCUAAUCUUGAAUGCGUACAAGAUCUACCCUUACCUGGCGGAUGUCCUGCAAGGACUCACUUAUCCCAGUGAGGAGCCUUUACCGGAAGAGGCCGCCAUUCAGGCGAAGAAAGAUGUAUAUUCUUUCCUGUUUUUUGGUCGCUCCAGUAUCUGGCCACCAGGAGAAGGAGGAAAGUUGGUACUCACGGCCGAGGAGGAGGGAGGGGUAGAGCCAACGUUUCCUUAUGUUCGCCAACUACUACGAUUCGAUUCAGAAUCCUUCCUGCACUCUCUGGACAUAGCAUUCGAGGAUGCCUAUUUCAACGAUGAGUCACAAGAUAUCAUUGUAAGCCGACUGGUAAUUGUCCGAGUGCUGCUGGAAAUCCUGUCUACUGGUGUAUCUCCCGUCGAUGCUACAUUCAUCAAUAUUUUUCUUGCCCGCAACAUCGCCAAAUACUCCUACUCCCUCCAGAAUCAUAUCCCUCCCAGCUCCCUACACGCUAUUCUUGUUGGUUUGGCCGAAGAUCCGGACAAAUCGACUCGAGAGGAUCGUCAGUUGGCUGCCGAGUUCUUACUGUCUGUGUAUAAUCCACACGACAGUGAGGGGAUACUACAGCUAUUCAAAGAUGCUGGUUUCUAUCGCAUCCUUAGGUCGUGGUAUCGUCGGGAUGGGAAGUGGCUACCGCUACUCUCAACAUAUCUGGAAGACUCAGGCUUGAGUUCCUAUGAUACAUUCUCGAGCAUCGAUGAAGUCUUGGGCACAGCGGACUCACGCGCAGACCUUAUUUCUUUUAUUGAGGACUCCAUACCCAGUUUGUUGAAAAGCAGCGUGUCCAACACCGCCAGUUUACUUGACAAAUAUGCUCCUACCUCCCAUGCACGUGCCGUCGAGCUUCUCGGCGAAAACUCCGAUGAAGACCGUCUUUGUUAUCUUCGACAGUUAUUGGGCCCUGCAGAGGAGCACGACGAGUAUCUAUACCCCAUCCAUGUUGCACAUCCGUCAGAUAAAGUCGACAGCUCCCUGUGCGAGCUAUAUGUUUCCUUGCAGUGUAGAUUCGCACCCAAUGACGUCAUUCAAGUUUUGCAGCACCUUCCUCGAAACAUACCAGACUGGGAACAAGUGGUCACAACCUGUGAAGAUGCGGAAGUGUUCGAUGCGGCGAUGUGGGCUCUCAACUCACUGGGACGACCUUUGGACGCACUCUCAAAGGCUGAGCUCUUCGACAAACGUUUGACGCUCAAGCUAGUUGACCUGUUUUCAGGCGAAGAUACCCCCACUUCAAUCGAGUCGGUUGUAGAGAAGCUCAAAAAAAUAGUCCUUACGGGUAUUUCUAUAUGCUUGGAAAACUGUCGAAGUACUUCGCAGCCUGAGGUGCCUUUGGAGGAUAUCUGGUUCAGGUUGUUGAACAGCCAAGUAAGCUGCGUGCAGACUGUCUCGAGCUGUUGUUCUGCAGAAGUCCUAUCAGCUCAGUCAGAAAAUGUCUUUAUCGACGAGCAUCUGCAGACACGGUGGAGAUCCCUCGCCUCACUUCGGUCUCUGAUACAAGAGACUUUCAGUGCUCUUGUGUCGGUCACCUCAACGCGUGCUGUUUCUUUCCCACGGCUGUUCAGUCGCCUUGUUAACUCUGCAACCCAGUCGGAAUCAACUACACGCACCCAUUACAACGAAUUCCGCAGCAUACUGACCAGCAUGUUGGAGUCCUAUCGGUCGGAUGGAGACAUGUUGACAAUCACCAAACAUCUUUUGGACCGGGACGUCUUUGACACCAUGGCGGAAGCAGCGAGACAACAAGUUAGAGGAUGGACACCAUCAAGGCAAGACUGCACGUAUUGCAGGAAGCCAAUAUUCGAAGGGAUUCCAUCUGCGCUUCCCUCUGAUGAGCAGGUUGAGCGUGUACAAUUUGUUGUUUCACGGACAGGAUCUAUUCAUCACACUAGCUGUUUCCCACAGGGAUCAUGA